Messenger RNA from Botrytis fragariae, 1458 nucleotides. Its product is annotated as putative tlc domain-containing protein. Gene Ontology annotation, cellular component: membrane. Gene Ontology annotation, molecular function: sphingosine N-acyltransferase activity. The record is from RefSeq and is a predicted model, not a curated record. Bases 1 to 1458 code for a protein of 485 amino acids. NCBI's taxonomy places the organism in Eukaryota, Fungi, Ascomycota, Leotiomycetes, Helotiales, Sclerotiniaceae. Gene Ontology annotation, biological process: ceramide biosynthetic process. The transcript has 4 exons.
AUGAACUCUACUUCUCCAAUCGACACGAUUGAAGAUGGCACAAACGAAGCUGCGUCAGAGUGGGCACACCAAAAUGGGGACUCUGUUAUUCCUAUAGAGAAGAAACUCGACAAUUCAACAGGAUAUCCAGCUCGCCCGAUGAUGGGUAAAAGAAAGGCCAAAAGGAAAGAUGAUAGUCCUCUGGAUAUCAUUUGCAGACAUGUUGUGGACCAUCAAACUGGACUAUCUGUCAAUCUUUUGAUGCUCCUUUCCUUGACGCACAUGUGCUUUCCAAGAGCCCGCAGACAUACUCGCAAAUUCUUCGAACUUUCCUACUACAAUCCGGAAUCUGGCGAGUAUUGCGCCGGUUGGAAUGAUGCUUGGCUAGUGUUCUAUUGGAUUGUUAUCUUUACAGGACUUCGCGCUGCUUUCAUGGAUUAUGUACUGAGACCAUUGGCAAGAAAGGGUGGGGUGAAGACCGCAAGGGAUGAGACGAGAUUUGCUGAGCAGGCUUGGCUUAUGAUCUAUUAUUCUGUGUUCUGGACAUUGGGAAUGUAUAUAUACGUCAACUCAGACUACUGGUGGAAUUUGAGCGAGCUAUGGACUAAUUGGCCUAAUCGAGAGGUUGGUGGACUUCGAAAGUGGUACAUCCUCGUCCAAUAUGCCUUCUGGCUUCAGCAGAUUAUUGUCAUUAAUAUCGAGGCACGUCGAAAGGAUCAUUGGCAAAUGUUUACUCACCACAUCGUUACAACUGCCUUGAUUUUCACAAGUUAUGGUUAUCAUCAAACUAAAGUUGCAAAUGUAAUUCUUUGCUUGAUGGACGUAGUGGAUCUUUUCUUUCCAGCUGCAAAAUGUCUCAAAUACCUCGGAUACGAUAAAUUAUGUGAUUUUAUGUUCGGACUUUUCAUGCUCUCUUGGGUAACGGCCCGUCAUGCUUUCUAUCUUAUCAUCUGCUAUUCGGUUUGGGCGGAUAUCCCAAGGGUGAUCAAUUAUGGCUGUUACCAGGGUAAAAAUGGUUCUAUCUCAGGUCCUUUCCCGCCUCCUGAUCGCUUUGGACACCUCUUCAAGCCAUUUCAAGAUCCAGUCGGAGUUGUUUGUUGGAAUAACAACAUUAAAUGGGGCUUUCUUAGCGCCUUGCUUUUCCUUCAAGGUAUCACACUGAUGUGGUUCUGGAUGAUUGUUCAAGUUGCUAUCAAAGUCAUCAGAGGUGGCCAAGCAGACGAUACGCGAAGUGACAACGAAGAUGAAGAAGAGGAAGAUAUUGAUUUGGAUGAGGAACCCUUUCCCGAGGAAGUUCCGCUGUUGGAAAAAGAGCCAUAUGAGGAAGAAGUCGGCGUUGAAGAAUUGAAUCUGGAGAAAAGAACGUCGAAAAAUAGUCGUUAUAAGAAGACUACGAGUAGUGCCAGUGGCGUAAGCAUUCCCGGUCACAGUGAUAGAAAGGAAUUGCUGGGCAGGAUUGGUUGUGAUAAAGGCGUUUAG